AGCGAAGAAGAUAUUUUUCAUCUCUCUCUUACUCUUUCUGUCUUCUAAUAUUUUUUAUAACCUCUGAAAUUCUCUCUCCCUCUAUCAUCAUCAUCAUCAUCCACUUUGUUGCAUCCGCUCCGCUACAAAAAGCGCCCGCGCCCAAUCCCCGCUCCCUGCUCCCUUCACUUUCCUCGACCCUUUCACUUUCAUUUCAAUUCUCUCCACUCACCUCCCUUGACCCUCAGAUCGAACAAUCCCAUCUUCUCCUAUUCUAAUCUCAAUUUGACUGGCAGGUGAUCCGAGACAGGUAAACAGUACACAGUCAUCAGAUCUAAAGGGUAUAAUACAUAUCGCUCGAAACGAUGUCGUUUACUGGUACCCAACAGAAAUGCAAGGCUUGUGAGAAGACCGUGUAUCCCAUGGAACUUCUAUCAGCAGAUGGGGUUGCUUACCAUAAAUCUUGCUUCAAGUGUUUUCACUGCAAAGGCACGUUAAAGCUAAGCAAUUAUUCAUCAAUGGAGGGUGUAUUGUACUGUAAGCCUCACUUUGACCAGCUGUUUAAGGAGACCGGUAACUUCAACAAGAACUUUCAGUCGCCUGCAAAGUCAGCUGAGAAGUUAACUCCUGAACUGACAAGGUCACCUAGCAAAGCUGCUGGUAUGUUUUCAGGGACACAAGAGAAGUGUGCUACUUGCGGUAAAACUGCUUAUCCGCUUGAGAAGGUAACAGUGGAGAGCCAAGCCUAUCACAAGUCAUGUUUCAAGUGCUCUCACGGUGGCUGUGCUAUAACACCAUCAAACUAUGCAGCGCUUGAGGGUGUAUUAUAUUGCAAACAUCACUUUUCUCAACUUUUCAAGGAAAAGGGCAGCUACAACCAUCUGAUCAAGUGCGCAUCAAUGAAGCGAGCAGCUGCUCCUGUGCCGGAGGCUUAAACAUCUCUUCCUUAAUUUGAUAUCUACUCGUGUGGCUUUAUCUACUGUUCAGUGUGUUUUCCUUCCAAACCCUUCGAUUUCCAUUGGAAGGGGUAGGCAAAACUUGGUUCUGCUUUCUUUCUUUUUUUAAAAAACUUCUCCCUUCAGCUCUCAGCGAGCAUGUUUGUCGUGUUUGAUUGAUAGAUGGGUUUCAAACUCCCAAAAUUGUAAAAUGACUGGAGGAAUUUCAAUUGCAAAUAUUGGAUGCUAUUAGUGCU
Molecule: messenger RNA, 1171 nt
Organism: Populus nigra (black poplar)
Lineage: Eukaryota; Viridiplantae; Streptophyta; Magnoliopsida; Malpighiales; Salicaceae
Product: LIM domain-containing protein WLIM2b-like
Exons: 6
Coding region: 345-914 (189 amino acids)
Biological process (GO): actin filament bundle assembly
Cellular component (GO): plasma membrane; actin cytoskeleton
Molecular function (GO): actin filament binding
Source: RefSeq, a predicted model, not a curated record